AGUUCCUAAAAACUGGGAACCAGCAACAGGCUAUUGGCCGGAAGUUGUGCAAGUCCCCCGUUAUAAUACAUAUCGAAACCCCGUUCCGGCCUUUUUCUAGAGACGGCCGAUAGAAGCAGAUAUGCCUCUCGCUAAAGAUUUACUGCAUCCCUCUUUGGAGGAGGAGAAGAGAACAUGCAAACUGAAGAGAUUGGUCCAAAGUCCAAACAGUUAUUUCAUGGAUGUUAAAUGUCCAGGAUGCUACAAGAUUACCACAGUUUUCAGCCACGCCCAGACGGUGGUGUUAUGUGUGGGGUGCUCCACAGUGCUGUGCCAGCCCACCGGGGGGAAAGCCAGACUCACAGAGGGCUGUUCUUUCCGUAAGAAGUCGCACUAGACUGACAACGUUAUUUAUAUAGGCUGUAUGAGAAAGAGAGGCUGAGAUAUAUGGGGUUGGCAUGGCGACCGUCGUCAACAUUUGGACUUUGUGAUACUCUUCAUUUAUUAUUUUUUCCUGGACAACAUGCAUAAUUGUUUCUUUGAUUUACGACCCUGGGUCAGAUCAUCAAUCGUCUCAGAAGAUUCCACACCCAGGCUUUGUGUGCUACAACUAUAGUACUGAUGAAUUACUGGUGAUACUUUGCUAUUUCUAUUGAGUGCCAAUAUUGUUACUCUGUAUUA
Messenger RNA from Magallana angulata, 660 nucleotides. RefSeq names its product 40S ribosomal protein S27-like. NCBI's taxonomy places the organism in Eukaryota, Metazoa, Mollusca, Bivalvia, Ostreida, Ostreidae. Gene Ontology annotation, molecular function: RNA binding; structural constituent of ribosome. Gene Ontology annotation, cellular component: cytosolic small ribosomal subunit; ribosome. The record is from RefSeq and is a predicted model, not a curated record. Gene Ontology annotation, biological process: ribosomal small subunit assembly; translation. Bases 122 to 376 code for a protein of 84 amino acids. The transcript has 4 exons.